Messenger RNA from Aegilops tauschii subsp. strangulata, 2888 nucleotides. Its product is annotated as auxin response factor 18. Lineage: Eukaryota; Viridiplantae; Streptophyta; Magnoliopsida; Poales; Poaceae. Gene Ontology annotation, cellular component: nucleus. Gene Ontology annotation, molecular function: DNA binding. The record is from RefSeq and is a predicted model, not a curated record. Gene Ontology annotation, biological process: regulation of DNA-templated transcription; response to hormone.
GCUGCUGCCCUCCGCCCCGCCCCGCCCCUAUUUAGCCCUCCUGCGCCCGCGUGUCAGCUGCAGUCUGGAGGAAUCUGCCCUGCUGCUGCCCCUGCUGCACCUGAGGGAGACUGGAGAGAAGGCAGGGGAGGGGAGGGGAAGGAGGGGGGAGGCAGCCGUAGCAGAGGCGCAUACACACAGACGGACCGCUUCGUCCUCGGCCGCCCCUGUCCGUCCUCGCUCGCUUUGGAGGGAUCUGCUGCUGCGCCUGCGCCGCUUUCAGAGCCUUUCUCAGCGAGCUGGCUCUGCUCUGAUGGGGUGGUGCUGGCGGCGGCGGAAAAGCUUCUGGUGGUGGGGGUUAAAGGUGGGGGGGCUGCCUAAUUCUGGUGGGAUUAUUCGAUUUGCGCUGCUGUGCCGGGAGGUGCGGUGAGUGGAGGAGGGGAUGAUUACGUUCGUGGACUCGGCGGCGGGGGAGCGGGAGAGGGGGGACGGGCCGCGCUGCCUGGACCCGCAGCUGUGGCACGCCUGCGCCGGCGGCAUGGUGCAGAUGCCGCCGCCCGGCUCCAGGGUCUACUACUUCCCGCAGGGCCACGCGGAGCACGCGCAGGGCCAGGCCGCCGUCGACUUCCCGCCCGGGGCCCGGCUGCAGGCGCUCGUCCUCUGCCGCGUCGCCGCCGUCCGCUUCAUGGCCGAUCCGGACACCGACGAGGUCUUCGCCAAGAUCCGCCUCGUCCCCGCCCGGCCCCAGGACGCCGACGCCAACGACGCCAUUGCCGCCGCCGCCGCGCAGGAGGACAAGCCCGCCUCCUUCGCCAAGACGCUCACGCAGUCCGACGCCAACAACGGCGGCGGCUUCUCCGUGCCGCGCUACUGCGCCGAGACCAUCUUCCCGCGGCUCGACUACUCCGCCGACCCGCCCGUCCAGACCGUGCUCGCCAAGGACGUGCACGGCGUCGUCUGGAAGUUCCGCCACAUCUACCGCGGCACGCCCCGCCGCCACCUCCUCACCACGGGCUGGAGCUCCUUCGUCAACCAGAAGAAGCUCGUCGCCGGGGACUCCAUCGUCUUCAUGAGGACCGAGAACGGGGAUCUCUGCGUCGGCAUCCGCCGCGCCAAGAAAGGGGGCAUCGGCGGCCCGGAGCUGCUGCCCCCGCCCUCGCCGGCGGCGGGCGGCAACUACGGGGGAUUCUCCAUGUUCCUAAGGGGGGAGGAGGACGGCGGCAACAACAAGAUGAUGGGGGCGAGGGGGAAGGCCAGGGUCAGGGUGCGGCCGGAGGAGGUCGCCGAGGCGGCCAAUCUUGCCGCCAGCGGUCAGCCGUUCGACGUGCUCUACUACCCGAGGGCGAGCACGCCGGAGUUCUGCGUGAGGGCAGCCGCGGUCAGGGCGGCGAUGCGCACCCAGUGGUGCCCCGGCAUGAGGUUCAAGAUGGCCUUCGAGACGGAGGACUCGUCCAGGAUCAGCUGGUUCAUGGGGACUGUGUCGGCCGUGCAGGUGGCCGACCCCAUUAGAUGGCCCAAUUCACCUUGGAGACUUCUUCAGGUGACCUGGGAUGAACCGGACCUGCUGCAGAAUGUGAAGAGGGUGAGCCCAUGGCUGGUUGAGCUGGUCUCAAACAUGCCGGCCAUUCACCUUGCUCCGUUCUCGCCUCCUCGGAAGAAGCUCUGCGUCCCGUUCUACCCCGACCUCCCGGUCGACGGCCAGUUUCCGGCCCCGAUGUUCCACGGAAACCCACUCGGACGCGGCGGUGUCGGUCCGAUGUGCUAUUUCCCGGACGGCACUCCUGCAGGCAUACAGGGAGCCAGGCAUGCUCAAUUUGGUAUAUCUUUAUCAGAUCUCCACCUUAACAAACUGCAGUCGAGUCUAUCACCGCACGGGCUUCACCAGGUCGAUCACGGCGGGCAGCCGAGGAUCGCCGCUGGGCUCAUCAUUGGUCACCCGGCUGCGCGAGACGACAUCUCGUGCAUGCUCACCAUUGGCAAUCACCAGAGCAACAACAACAAGUCAGAUGUCAAGAAGGCUUCGCCCCAGCUGAUGCUCUUUGGGAAACCCAUACUCACUGAGCAGCAGAUCACUUUAGGUAACUCUGGGGGUUUCUGUCCAUCUGCUGCUAGGAAGAGCCCCUCUGAUAUGAGCGCCGAGAAGUCGGCGAAUAACUCUGAUCUUCCAAGCCCACAAAGCAACCAGAAUGGCACUACGAAGAACCUGUCCUGCGGAGGAGUUCCAUUGUGCCAGGACAACAAGGUACUCGAUCUCGGGCUGGAUAUCGGGCACUGCAAGAUAUUCAUGCAAUCAGAGGACGUCGGGCGCACGCUUGAUCUCUCUGCUGUUGGCUCGUACGAAGAGUUAUAUCGCCGGCUUUCCGACAUGUUCGGUAUGGAAAAAGCAGAGCUGAUGAGCCAUGUUUUCUACCGUGAUGCAGCCGGGGCGCUCAAACACACUGGAGAUGAGCCUUUCAGUGACUUCACGAAGACGGCGCGUAGGCUGACCAUACUAACGGACACGAGCGGCGACAGCAGCGUAGUGAGCUAGGAGGAAUGAGGAAGGAAGCUCUUUCGCCACUUGUACGUACAGCUGGGUUGACGGCGGCGCGGCGCAGCACGGUGGCGAUUCUCAGAGAGCAUAGAUAGCGUGGCGGCGGCAAAUUCCGCAGCCUGGAUGCAAGUCAAGAAGCACCACCGGUGCAGGCAGCUUCAGUUUUUCUCCGAUUAUUAGAGAGCUCCCAGAAUGGGACUGGUGAUUGUUUGUGUGGUGAUCCAUGAACAGUUUUCUGUUUUUUUUUUUCGUUGUGUUGGCUACCACCCAUUAUGAUGAUGUUAGCAGUAACUCUGGCUCAGAAUCCAUGGCGGUUCCUUGCUGCAAGUCCUGGGAGGAAUGAAUGUCUGAAUCUUUUCUUGUUCUGUGAUGAAAA